GUAACGUUGUUUGCUUGAAAGUCUCAACAAAUGUUUGUCGCCAGAGAUGACGCUGCUGCUUAAAAUGUGUCAUUGGUUCUAAAGUAAAUCCGGAGACUGUGAAUAGUUAGCGUGAGGAGGAAGACAGAUAGAGAGAAAUACGUAGUUCACUUGUCUUAUCUCCCUCCUCCAGGUACCCCUGAUGCUGUUGCAGCGCUAAAACUCGAGCUAGCUAAGGUGUCUAAGAAAAGAUGCCACCUGAACGACAUCGCCGUGAAUUCUACACUUAUUUUGGUGUGGAGCUGGUGAUCAUGGCGGGGACGGUCAUGCUGGCCUACUACUUCGAGUACACGGACACGUUCAACGUGCACGUGCAGGGAUUUUUCUGCUACGACAGCGCGUACACUAAGCCCUACCUCGGCCCCGAGGAGACCAGUGCCAUCCCACCCGCCGUGCUCUACGCAGUGGUCGCAGGGGUCCCAACACUGGUGAUAACAGUGACAGAAGCAGUGCUGUUCCUGAUGCAGUACACAUCAAAAGAUCUUGACACUAGAAAAAAGACCAUUGUGACCGGAGACUGCUGUUACCUCAAUCCUCUGGUGCGCAGGACUUUCCGCUUUUUGGGUGUGUACAUGUUCGGUCUCUUCACCACAGACAUCUUUGUGAAUGCGGGUCAGGUGGUAACAGGGAACCUUGCUCCUCACUUCCUGACGGUAUGUAAGCCUAACUACACAGCGCUGGGCUGCCAGCAGGCCCUGCGCUACAUCAGCCAUCAGGAGGCCUGCACUGGGAACGAGGAGGACAUCCUGCGCGCCCGCAAAACCUUCCCCUCCAAAGAAGCAGCCCUCAGCGUCUACGCUGCGCUCUAUCUGGCCAUGUACAUCACGUGCACUGUGAAAGCCAAAGGAACCAGGCUGGCCAAGCCGGUCAUGUCGCUCGGCCUGAUGUGCCUGGCCUUCCUCACGGGCAUCAACAGGGUGGCGGAGUACCGCAACCACUGGUCGGAUGUAAUCGCCGGCUUUAUCAUUGGAGUGGCCAUAGCCACCUUUCUGGUUGUGUGCGUGGUCCAUAACUUCAAAGGCAAGCUUCUGUUGAGUGAAGACCCCCAGCAGGAGAGCAUGAGCAGUGCGCCUAUGAUGAGCAUGCCUAGAGUGGAAAGCCCCCUGGAGAAAUACAUCGCAUCUCAGAUGGCCGAGCUGAGAGAGGAAGAGGAAAACGUGGCGCCCCGCUCUCUGAAAGCACGCCUCCUGGGUUUCUUUGACUGGAUCGCAGGCAAAAGCAGCCGCUUCCGCCACCUGCAGAGCACAAGGCAAUAAACAAUCACAUCGCCUUCGAUGAAGUCACAUGACCUUGAGUCGGCAGUGUGGCAGACACAUUGGACAUCCACGCUCUUUACUGUCCAGUCAUCAUAGUCAAGGUGCAAUGCUAACCGCAUCAGUCAUAUCCUCUAUGAUGUUGUUUUGGAUCACUCUCCCCUUAUGUAUGUGUGUAUAAAAAAUGUUGGUCAUAUCUUGGAAUAACGGUGUGCUGCUGCUUGCACAAGCGCCAACCCCCCUCUCCAGUUUCUGUUUUGUUCUUGGCCCCUCACAACUGGAGCUCAAGUCAACUGAAGAUUCACUGUGUGUUACUGGAGAGACUGUGUCUGUGUAAGAAACCUAUUUUAUGGUGGCAGAUGGAAUUUACCAUGUUUCAGAUUCAAAGUGAACUGAACCUGUUGCUGUAGAUAAGUCUAUUUUCUUGCUUUGUUUUCCCACUGUAUCAUAUAUAUGAUAAUAUGUUUGUGGCAUAAUUUUUAAUGCUUUCAUUUAAAGAAAAUCAAACUGGAUUUGCCCAUGAGUAAAUGUAAGUCAUCAAAACAUUUCAUUUGUUUUUAGAAGUGCACUUCAAUUAAUAUUUAUGAGCAAUCCCAAGUUGACAGUCAUUAAAGAAACUUCUAGUAUAAAUGGUAUAGUUUUUCUAUAACUAUAAUAUUAGUUGUAUUGGUGAUAUUCUGUAUGAACCACUGCUCAAGCUGAGGCACCGUAACUGACCACAGUGAAGCUUUAAGGCACCCAAAAUGAGCAUAGCCUUCCCUGCUGUGCAUCGUCCUCCCUCUCAGUCCGUGAAGAAUGGAUCAGCCGAGCAGACAAUCACUAGCACUCUCUCAGAGGCAUUCUGGGUAAUUCUCCUAAAUAGAAGUCUAACUAAUGUUCAAUUUGGAACAAUGAUUUAAUCAUUCAUAGCAGCGAUAUGUCACUUGAACCAGUCAGUUGGGCAAAGACGACUGUGCUGAAAACGAAUUCAAAUUCUCUCAGGCCCAGAGAUUGCCAGGUUAUUUUUAGACUGUCUUUUACUGUUCAUUCUCAUUUUCUAUUGAUUUCAAAUGCAUGUUAAUCUAAUGGCCAACAUGUUAAUCGGCGUGUUGUAUUCAGAUAUGUCUGUAAAGCCAGGAGCGAUGGCAGAAAGGACCCCCUUCAUCUGUAACAUCAAAAAUCAAACCGAGAUACCUCAGAUGCAAUGAAAAUAAUGAAAGAACUUAAUCACAUGAAUCUAAUCCUGAGAACAGAAUUAGCACAUUCGUUUGCAAUAGAGUAUUCUACGUGUCUGUUGGCCCCAAUGUAGAGCCCUUUGGAAGAUUAGCAGUUCUAAGGUGCUAAUAUAUACACCUUCUCUUCUUAAAAAGAAUGAUUUGCCAUGUGUAUUUGCAAUUUCCUGCAGAUGUGACCAAUUCGUAGAAGAGCAAUAACGUCUGAAGCUUUCUCUUUCAUGAGGAUCAAUGACAAAGAACCCAUUGACAUGGACCCAUUUGGCUGUGUCCCAUGAUAUGGUAUAUUUUUAUAAUUCUUGCUGAUGCACUUCACACAAAGUUCAGUAUAAUCGACACUAGAAUUCUAGCACUUUAAAAGACGAAAAAAAGUCAGCUGAAGAGAGAAAUAACAUCCAUUAAAACUGCUGCUUUAAUAAAUACAUAUAGUGAUAAUCAGGAUUCAUUAGUAAUCUGAUAAAUGUGGAUAAAAAGUAUUACAGUGCUUGUAACAGUAUUAUACAAAAGUAAUGAGAUGUGUACAAAGAGUGAACAUGCACAUACAGUAUAGUUUGUCAGGUUUUCUUGCUGUUUAUUUUCUUAUGUUUGUGCAGUGUGUGUGUGUGUGUGUGUGUGUGUGCGUGCGUGCGUAUGUGUUUGUAAAAAAACAGAGUAAGUACAUCAUGUACAAUGUGUACUUCAUCAUUAAGCUACUUUAAAUUUCAAAAAGGAAGAAAAUUGCUUGUGUUAUAACUCAUUGGAUUGCUGUUCAAACCCGGAUGGCUGGAUUCCUUUUCUCAUUUGGAAAUACUGAUUUGUUUAUAGUGUCUAUAUUUUGCAUAUUUGUUUGUGUUCGCAACUUCUAUUUCCUAUUUGUUUUAUAGUUUGUACAGAAUUUUUGGUUGUAAAAGGUUCAUUUUUACAACCUACUGAACUUUUUUAAUUGCUGAUUUCUAUCUACGUUGUUCACCUGUGACAUUUCCACCUGCGUAGCUAUUGGUUUUGUAUGGAUGUUGUAGGUCGGUCCUAUAAGUUUCACAUGAUUCCAGCUCACUGCGUCCUUUAAAGACUUUCAUCAAAUUAUGACCUUUUACACUGUAGAGGAAAUAAAAUUUAAAGGCUUUGAAUAAAAAAAAUAAUACUCUGACUUUGUUUCCU
Molecule: messenger RNA, 3640 nt
Organism: Colossoma macropomum (tambaqui)
Lineage: Eukaryota; Metazoa; Chordata; Actinopteri; Characiformes; Serrasalmidae
Gene: plppr5b
Product: phospholipid phosphatase related 5b
Exons: 9
Coding region: 231-1295 (354 amino acids)
Biological process (GO): signal transduction; phospholipid metabolic process; phospholipid dephosphorylation
Molecular function (GO): phosphatidate phosphatase activity
Source: RefSeq, a predicted model, not a curated record